AUGACCUCACGGUAUAGAGUUGAGUAUGCUCUCAAAACUCACAGACGAGACGAAUUCAUAGAAUGGAUCAAAGGACUUUUGGCAGUUCCAUUCGUUCUCCAUGCAGAUGUUGAAAACUACGAUGAGGACCUUAGCCGGUUCUUGAACAACGAAGAAGAUCCAAAGUAUGCUCAAUUGUAUGAGGAACGAUUAGAGAAAGCGUGUCAAAGCAGAUAUCUCGAGAUAUUCCACGACGUCGAAAAGCUAAUUGACAACACAAUCUACUUGGACUCUCUUGUGAAAGAUCCGUCACAUGUUUCACGCAGCCGAUUGCGUCAAUUGGUUCCAAGUGUGGGGCAAUUCUUCACCAAAUUACCAUUGAAAGAAGCCUUUCUCAUUGAAGACAAGAAACGACUGAUUUCUCGGAGGCGUCUCGUCAGUCCGUCGUUUAAUGACGUUAGAAACAUCUUGAAUACUGCCCAGGUAAUUGCUCUUACUUCCAAUGCUCACAUGCCACUCAAGUUGAUCACUUUUGAUGGAGAUGUCACCUUGUAUGAAGAUGGCAAGUCCUUAACUCCCGAGUCGCCCAUCGUGGAGUGCUUAGUGCAAUUGCUAGCACAUAAUCUUUUCGUUGCAGUGGUAACCGCUGCAGGGUAUCCAGGCCACCAAGGCGCCUUUGAAUAUCACAAGAGAUUACAUGGACUUAUUGAAGUGCUUAACAACACGAACAUGUUACUGGCCGAACAGAAGUCGAAUUUUCUAGUUAUGGGAGGAGAAUCCAACUACUUGUUCCGCUACAAUUACGAAGCCCGCGGGCUCGAAUUCAUCGAAGGUGACGACUGGUACUUGCCAUUGAUGAGACUGUGGGAUCAGGACUUAAUCGCUCGGAUCAUGGAAGCUUCGUACCAACACUUGGACUAUCUUCGCAAAAAGAUGCGUUUAGACAGCUCGGCCAAAACCAAAAUUAUCCGUAAGGAGCGGUCUCUUGGAAUUAUCCCAGUGCCUGAUUACAAAAUACUGCGAGAGACACUCGAAGAGAUUGUCUUGUCGUUACUGAACAAGCUCAACGAAAUUUUGAACCAGAAACACCAACCACUCCAUUUGGGAGGUGCGGAAAUUGACCAUCCUAUUACGAUCACCGACGAGGUAUCUUCUUCAGACGUUCGGGUGUGUGCAUUCAAUGGAGGCUCUGAUGUGUGGGUAGAUAUUGGAGAUAAGGCACUCGGAGUCGCUGCAUUACAACGCUAUUUAUGCCGAUUCCAUGGUGAAGACGAAGUGUGCCCCAUAACGAAGAGUGAAAGUUUACACAUCGGAGACCAAUUUGCUUCAGUGGGUGCAAAUGAUUUCAAGGCCAGGUUGAGUGCUUGUACGGUAUGGAUCGCCAAUCCAAGAGAGACCAAGAAGAUUCUUGACUUCUUGAUUGAAUCCUUGAACAAGGGAGGUGCCGGCAAUAAGAAGAAGAGCUAG
Sungouiella intermedia is the source of this 1446-nucleotide messenger RNA. The record is from the annotation of a GenBank genome assembly. NCBI's taxonomy places the organism in Eukaryota, Fungi, Ascomycota, Pichiomycetes, Serinales, Metschnikowiaceae.